UUGCUGUUCCUUGUUUCCCAACAAAUGGCACCAAAGAAACUAGAGCCUCCUCUGGUCUUAACCUGGAAGUAGCCAUUGUUGUACUUGUCCCCCAUCCAUCUUCUCUUCUCCUCUUUUUCUUCACUGCCCCUUUAUUUUGAUAGAGACCCAACAAGGCUAAACGGCGAGGGUUACAAUUUUCGGGUCAAAAAGAUGAUUCCUCAGCAAUGGGCACCGCCCUGUAACAAUCAGUGCACUCAUAAAUACUCAGCUCUCAUGCAAAUUCCUUGGAGAGUCUUUUGCAAAAAAGGAUGUGAUGCCGAUGGAGAGACGUGGGGUGAAUGUUUGUCAGAAUGUGAGGAGAUAUGCUAUAAAAAUCCAGUUCUGAAGGAUCAACAAUGGAGUGCUUACAUUGAUCGAUCCCCUGGUGCCGCCAGCUGCUCUGAGGAAUGCUUUCAUGCUUGUGUAGCUGGCUGUGGAUACAAGUUUGAUGUUCCUUCCCAAAAAGUCGAUCAAAUCCAUCCAAGCAGGCCUCCGCAACCUCCUCCCAAAGAGAAGCUGACCAUAGCUGCUGUGAAAAGAUUACUACCCCGGGACUCCAACCAAACAAUUGAUGACAUACCUGGGACAUCCGCGUAGCAUUAUCAGAUCUAACAAUUUAGGCAAGCUGGAAUACAUUCGUUUUGUUAGGAUCACAAACAUUAGUCUAAAUUUUAUCACAAGUAGUAAUUUAGGCUCUUGCAGUCAUAGACAAGUGUUUGAUAUUAUCAUGAGAAAAACUUAUCUACAACUUGGCUAAAAAUGUAAUCUCAUUACACCAUGCAUCUAAGCAUGUAAGUGCUUAUUGAAAUAUUAUUUUAAUACCAGAACUUUAAGAUUGUUGUUGGUUGUCUA
Messenger RNA from Solanum dulcamara, 873 nucleotides. RefSeq lists its product as uncharacterized. The coding region runs from base 193 to 618 and encodes 141 amino acids. NCBI's taxonomy places the organism in Eukaryota, Viridiplantae, Streptophyta, Magnoliopsida, Solanales, Solanaceae. The record is from RefSeq and is a predicted model, not a curated record. The transcript is spliced from 5 exons.